UGCAUUAGGAAGGAGGUUGGACAGCCUGUGAUUGUGAUUGGCUAGAUGGAAUCUCCGAUUGAACUGGAAAAUAUAAAACUUUCUGCACUGUGAUUAUGAUUGAAGAGUUGCACCAAAUGACACUGAGAAAGGGCGGUAGAAAAAAGAAUGGGCAGGUCUACAAACUAAAGCGAGGCAGAUCAAAUUCUUUGUGCACAGGCUGUUGUUUUAUGCGAAGGGUCUGCUGAACACGACAAUAAUACGACUGGCUAUGAACCUUGGAGGCUUGAAGACAAACUGGAACCUGAGGUCGUGAAGAACGCAAUUUCAUGGUCGUAUUUAAUCUUGUAGUAAAUGUUGAUGCUACGCAUUUUUACUUUGAAAUAGGUUAUUAAAAAUGUAUUGAAUACAUGAGUAGGUGGAUUGAUUGUGCGAACCAACUGUUCAUUAUAUCUCUCUAUGGACUGCGGCUACAACUGGUACUCACGUUACACUGAUACAAGACAAUUGAUACAAGGAGUCCCUGGAAAGGGCAUGAACACUUGGCUGCAGGUUGUACAGUCCACAAUGGAAGCUCCUGCUCCUGCCCAGCCCACAGUAGGUGGCUCUUCUGAAUUCUGGAGGCGGUCUGGGGAGUGUCGGAGGAGGAAAGCUGCCUCCCCAAGCAUCUUCCAGGGGGUAAACCUGCUACAGUUGCAGCGCCUCUUCCAGAGGUCAGGGGACCAGCGGGCGGAGCAGAGAGCAGAACUGGUGUGGGAGCACAGUGAUGAGAACAAGCUGACUCAGGCGCUGAUGGGACUGAGACGAGGGAGGAGUCGCAGGCACAGGACUGGCCGGGGUGCCCUGAAACCGGUCUGGCUCCAAGCUUUCGGGAAGAUGAGAAUCAAUGAGUGCGACAUAGAAGUGAAUGAGGAUGAUGAUAAUGAUCAUGAUUCAGAGGUUGAUUCCAGCAGCGCUGACACUACUAUAAACGCCCAGUGUGAUGCACUGACUGACAGAGAGGCUUACAGCGAGCAGGACUCAAGCCAGCAAGCAAGCUCACCCCGGAGCAGUGGGAAGCAGAAAACGGAGCGGUACCCUGAGCAAUACCUCCAUCGCAUCCUGCAUUAACGACUACGGCAGGAGCACACAAACACACUACAGAGCCACACCUGUCCAGAGAAUCAGGUUUCCAACCUGAGAGACCAAGCUGGACUGCAGAGGUUUAACGGUGUGUCCUGACUGAUUAAUCAUUUUAUGACUUGGUCGGCACUGACCAUUACAGUGAAUUUAACAGCAACAGUUUUCUUUUUUUGAACAAAGGAAAGCCUUCGCUUUUAUUAUAACACUAUUUAUUUAUUAUCCCUCUUUCAUCACACCAUUCCAGAUUUCUAAAACAGCAACAAAAAGGUUCUGUUAACAACUGCGAUUUUUUUUUUUAUAGUUACUGAUUAUAUCAAUCUAGCUGCCAAGUUUGUCAAACAUCUGUCACUCUUUUAGCAAGAUACUCGUGCCCUUGCUACUACUUGCAGCAAUAUGCAGGUUGUCAAUUACAGGGUGAAUUUUCAUGCUGGAGAGGAAACACUACAAUACCAGACAGAGCCACUUGUAUUUGUAAAGGCAUACUUAAAGGCCCCAGUUCUUCAUAAGAAUGUGUACCUCUACUCCAACGUAACUAAAUUGCUGACCUGGACUUUCACAGUGAGUCGUUGUAUUUCAGAGUGGAGGAGCAUUGCAGUGAAAGGCCUGUGUCACGCUGUUUGGUCUGAAACACUGAGCACUUCACAAAAGUUUAUUUUACUUUAAAAUGACUUGAAACAUAAAAACUGUACCUGUCUUAUGUAUACCAAGCAAAAUAAAGAAUUGUCUUAUUUAUUUCAUUUGUAAUGAAUAACUGUGUUGGUAAAAAGCUGCAUUGUGAUUAAACUAAGUUUGGGUGUUUGUAUUUU
Molecule: messenger RNA, 1907 nt
Organism: Polyodon spathula (Mississippi paddlefish)
Lineage: Eukaryota; Metazoa; Chordata; Actinopteri; Acipenseriformes; Polyodontidae
Product: arginine vasopressin-induced protein 1-like
Exons: 4
Coding region: 439-1089 (216 amino acids)
Source: RefSeq, a predicted model, not a curated record